AUGAAUCUUCAGGAUUUGGGUUUUAAUGGCUACCCAUAUACUUGGAGCAAUAAAAGAGAGGAUAACACAGAAGUUGAAGAAAGACUUGACAAGGGACUAAGCAAUGAAAAAUGGAUUGAUCUAUUCCCAAAAUCAACAAUCCAUCGUCUCAUUGCUAAGGGCUCUGAUCAUGGUCCCGUAAUCUUAAAAACGAUCCCAAGUUGGAAAGAUGGAGCCUACCCUUUUAAAUGGAACAGAACAACUUUUGGUAAAAUCCAACAUAAUAUAGCUAAAACAAAAAGAGACAUUGACUUUGUGGCUAAUAAUCCCAACAGAUGCCAUACAACCAUUAUGAGAAUGGAAAAUUCUCUCCACAAAUGGCAAAGCAUAGAGGAAAAUUACUUGAAAACAAAGAGUAGAAACAAUGUGAUAAAUCUUGGUGACAGCAAUACCUCUUUUUUCCAUGAUGCUGCUAGAACAAGAUAUAGGAGGAACAUAAUUGAUACUCUCCAAGAUUCCAAUGGUAGCUGGUUGACUGAUAAAGAUUUCAUAUCAAACUGUCUUACCAAUCAUUUCAAAAGUAUAGCCACAUCAACUACUCCUCAGAUGGACUUGAAAAUCUUAAACCUUAUUCCUCAAUCCAUAUCUCCUAGAGACAGUACUCUUUUUCUAGAAGCCCCUAAUGCUGCUGAAAUCAAGACUUGA
Molecule: messenger RNA, 684 nt
Organism: Papaver somniferum (opium poppy)
Lineage: Eukaryota; Viridiplantae; Streptophyta; Magnoliopsida; Ranunculales; Papaveraceae
Exons: 2
Coding region: 1-684 (227 amino acids)
Source: RefSeq, a predicted model, not a curated record